Molecule: messenger RNA, 355 nt
Organism: Lycium ferocissimum
Lineage: Eukaryota; Viridiplantae; Streptophyta; Magnoliopsida; Solanales; Solanaceae
Product: small ribosomal subunit protein uS19-like
Exons: 1
Coding region: 32-340 (102 amino acids)
Biological process (GO): translation; ribosomal small subunit assembly
Cellular component (GO): ribosome; cytosolic small ribosomal subunit
Molecular function (GO): structural constituent of ribosome
Source: RefSeq, a predicted model, not a curated record
ACUUUACUACCGAAGUGAUGUAACGACAGCCAUGGCGGACGUUGAAGCUGAUGUGACAGCCGGACAGCCAAGGAAGAGAACAUUUAAGAAGUUUAGUUACAGAGGAGUCGAUCUCGAUGCUCUUCUCGAUAUGUCUACUGAUGAACUCGUUAAGCUCUUCAAUGCUCGUCCUCGUAGAAGGUUUCAAAGAGGUUUGAAGAGGAAGCCGAUGACACUGAUCAAGAAGCUGCGGAAGGCGAAACGCGAGGCUCCACCAGGUGAAAAGCCAGAGUCUGUCAAAACUCGCUUGAGGAACAUGAUUAUCGUUCCUGAAAUGAUUGGAAGUGUUAUCGCAAUUUAGGUUUUAAAAUAAUAA